Erpetoichthys calabaricus (reedfish) is the source of this 2302-nucleotide messenger RNA. RefSeq names its product transient receptor potential cation channel subfamily V member 5-like. Gene Ontology annotation, cellular component: membrane. The record is from RefSeq and is a predicted model, not a curated record. Gene Ontology annotation, molecular function: calcium channel activity; protein binding. NCBI's taxonomy places the organism in Eukaryota, Metazoa, Chordata, Cladistia, Polypteriformes, Polypteridae. Bases 18 to 2189 code for a protein of 723 amino acids. Gene Ontology annotation, biological process: calcium ion import across plasma membrane. The transcript has 15 exons.
GAUAACUAACCACCAAUAUGUCUCUUCCACUACCUCUAAGAGCCAGAAGUUUACUAUGUAAGUGGUGGAAUGAGCUAGUGUAUCGAUAUCAACACAAGAAAGACUGGAAACAAGAGAUUGAUGAAGCUCACCUAAAACAAAGUCAGAGGAUUAAUGAAAGCCCACUUUUAUUUGCUGCUAAGGAAAAUGAUGUGACAUCCAUUAAGAAUUUGAUUAUUAGCCCAUCAGUUGAUAUAUUUGAAAGAGGUGCUGUUGGUGAAACUGCCCUACACGUUGCAGCUUUCUUUGAUAGCCUGGAAGCUGCUGUGGCUCUAAUGGAUGCAGCACCUGCCCUUAUCAAUGAACCUAUGAACUCGGAUCUCUAUGCAGGACAGACAGCACUGCACAUUGCUGUGGUAAAUCAAAAUAUUAAUCUUCUCAAGGAGCUCAUAUGCAGGGGAGCUAAUAUAAUCACACCACGUGUGACUGGGUCUUAUUUUCAAAAGAAUACACAAAAUCUUGUGUAUUUUGGUGAACACAUUCUGUCAUUUGCUGCCAGUGUUGGGAAUGAAGAGAUUGUGAAGUUGUUGAUUGAAGAAGGGGCAAAUAUCCAUGCUCAAGACAGUUUGGGUAACACAGUUUUGCACAUACUGGUUUUUCAACCAAACAAGAGCACCUCCUGCCAGAUAUUUGAUUUAAUUAUGUCAUAUGAUAAGCCAAAGGGUGGACAACUCUCUUUAGAUUUCAUCCAAAAUCACAAUGGCUUGACUCCCUUUAAAAUGUCAGCUGCUGAGGGGAACUUGGUGAUGUUCCAGCACAUAUUGAACAAGCGUCGUGUUUUCCAAUGGUGUUAUGGUCCACUUUCUUCCUACCUGUAUGAUCUCACAGAAAUUGACUCCUGGGCAGAUGAAUCUUCAAUUCUUGAGCUUAUUGUUUGCAGUGAAAAAAGAGAGGCUCGAAGAAUUCUUGAAGUCACUCCAUUAAAUCAGUUGGUAAAGCUUAAAUGGAACAAAUAUGGCAAGCACUACUUUUGGUUCUUGAUGCUUCUAUAUCUCAUUUAUAUUACUUGCUUCACACUCUGCUGUGUCUUCAGACCCCUCAAACUACGCACAGACAAUGCUACAGAUCCAAGAGACGUGACUCUCUACGUACAGAAAACACUUCAGGAAAGCUAUGUAACCUAUAAUGAUCACCUAAGACUGAUUGGGGAAAUAAUCAGUGUAACUGGAGCUGUGGUUAUUCUGCUUUUGGAGAUCCCAGACAUACUAAGAGUUGGAGCUGCAAGAUAUUUUGGACAGACUGUUCUUGGGGGUCCUUUUCAUGUUAUAAUUAUCACCUAUGCCUCUUUGGUACUUCUGUUGCUAAUUCUUAGGCUAACCAGUUCAAAUGGGGAAACAGAAGUUAUGGCAAUUGCACUGGUGUUGUGUUGGUGUAACAUCUUGUACUUUGCUCGAGGAUUUGAAAUGUUGGGGCCAUAUGUUAUAGUGAUACAGAAGAUAAUAUUCAGUGACCUUCUUUGUUUUAUUUGGCUUAUGAGCUUUUCUCUGGUUGGCUUCAGCACAGCUCUAUGGAUGCCUUACAUGACACAAGACCCUAGUCAAGAUCCACAGUUUGGUGAUUUCCCAACUCUUUUCUUUGUGGAGUUUGAGUUAUCUCUUGGGUUGCUGGACAUACCAAUGAAUUACAGUGUUUGGACACCAAGUAUUGUGAAGAUUCUGCACGUAGCUUUAACUGUGUUUACCUUUCUGCUGAUGAUGAAUCUGCUCAUUGCCAUGAUGGCAGACACACAGUGGAGGGUUGCACAGGAAAGAGACGAGCUUUGGAGAGCCCAGGUGGUUGCUACUACAGUCAUGCUUGAGCGAAGGAUACCUCGAUGUAUGUGGCCAAGACUAGGCAUUUGGGGUGGGGAUUAUGGGCUAGAUAAGAAAUGGUACUUUAGGGUGGAAGACCGCAAUGACAAUGCAGCUCAGAAACUGAGACGCUAUGCUGAGGCGUUCCAAUAUGGUAUAAACAAAGAAAAUUUGGACAAGAAAGUAGGCGAUACAGGAGAAUCACUGUUUAGAUCACAGUUACCUACACCUUCAGUUUCGGAUCAGUUUGACCCCAACAGAAAGUCCCUUUUGGGCUGGAAGAUUAUUCAAAGAAACACACUGGGCUCUGACUUUGGAGAACAAGUAGAGGAUAGAGAGGAGGAGGUGUACCAUGUCUAACUCAGCAGCAAACUUUGUUCCAUUGUAUUUGUUGUGAAAGUGUUUAUCAUGUGAAACAAAUGAAACCCUGCCAAAUGUCGGACUCUUUACCCAAUUAAAAAGGAAAAAAAAAC